UCCGAUAAAAGCCCAUUUGACGACCAUCGCCUUGCUUGAGUACUCGAGGCGCUUUGACAUUCUCGAUAUUCUAUCUUCUCUUGCUUUCCUUCCUCUGUUUCGGAAUCGAACGAGUGGAGCACGGGAAGAGAGAGAGGGAGGGCUCAAGGGAGGCGUGAGAAUUAUUAUCUCUUUGCCAACCAGGAGCAAACUGGACUUUUGACUUGCUUCGGCCCUCUUCUUUUUUCUACUUCUGCCCUGUUUGCGUUGUCUUCGGCGGAGCGAACAUGGCUGAUAAACUGGAAGAGGCAGAGUUCUGGCUUCCAGCGGAGUUUCUCGACGAGGACUUCUUCUUCAAAGAGAGCAGAGGAGCACCAGUGGGAACUAGGAACAAGGGUUCGUUCGGUGGGGAUUGUUUGGAGUCCGAGAGCGAAGAGGAGGACUACAUCGCGGCUUUAACUUGGCAGAUGGCGCACUCCUUCCUUGGUGAUGAGAAGUUAACCUAUGCUUCAAAUGCUAAGGUCAUGGCUACAUCACCGCAGUCCACCCUCUGCGACUCCGGAAUCUGGUCGGCGUCGAAUGAAGGCAGUCCGAAUGGGCCAUCACAGGUUUCUUCACCGCCGUCGACUCCUCUUGAGCAGAGGAAGGACGACGCGUGGGAUAUUCUUUAUGCGGCAGCAGGGCAGGUUGGGAGGAUGAAACAGAACGAACAAAGGGUUAAUGGUCGGGGUCUUCUCAUCCCACCUAAAAAGCCUCCAACCUUUGUGGAAGAUCCAGCAACCUUUUACAGAUCCUACAAUCAAAUCCUUGCUCAGCAACAACUUCAAGCAGCGCAGUUUUUCCAGCUAAAGCAACAACAAUUGAUCAAGCAGCAAGUUUCGGCUGCCUGGAGCAGGCAGAACAGAACAACUAGAAAUAACCGAAACAUUGGCUUGGCUGCUUCUGCUUGGCCGCCUCUUCAGCGGCAACAAGGUUCAGGGAUGAGGGCCGUCUUUCUUAACAGCCCAGGAACCCGGCGUGAAUCCACAGGCACCGGAGUGUUCCUUCCUCGGAGGGCCGGCACACACAACGAAAGUCGAAAGAAGCCAGUUUGUUCAACAGUUCUCCUCCCGGCAAAGGUUGUUCAGGCGCUCAGCCUAAACCUCGAAGACACAGCAGUACAUCCUCGCUAUCCAGGAUACAUAUCCAUCGACCCUGAAAUGGUUUCUAACCGCGGCAGCACUCCCAUUCCUGCUCAGAAAGCCCACUACCACCAUCCGCCUCCCGCCAUCGUCUCCGGCCACGAAAUCCGGCUUCCGCAGGAGUGGACUUAUUGAUCCAACUAAUCAAUCAGUAGAUUUGCAGUUAGCCUUAGUAGUUUGAAAAUGCAAUGUUUUGAAGUAAAAGAUUCAAAUUAACAGUUUAGUAUUAGGUUACUUCUAUGGAUUUUUGGAUUGGGGUUUUGUUGAAGUUGGGAUCCGGCAGGCAAGAAGAAUCAGUUACGGUUUCGCUGAUUCGACCGCUUCUGCACAGAAGAAGCAUGGUGGAAAAACAAUAAAGCCCUUUCUUUCGGUGCGUCGGAGAAGAAAGUGUCCAUGGGCAUUCCUGUAAUAAAAUUUAGUUCACCGUUUCCCCCCUACUCACUUUCACUUUUUUGCAGCCUUAUAUUUUGGGGCCCUUCUGCAAAAAAAGAAAUUACCUCCAGCACCGCUUUAGCUUAGCCUAUAAGGAAUAAAAAGGAAACAUAUAUCCUUUGUUUCUUAUGGAUAUUUUAUAACUAAUUUUCAUUUUUCUAGUAUUGUAAUAUGUAGCAUUGAAUGGUAUUGAAAUUUGCCAAAGUUAAUCAGUAA
Molecule: messenger RNA, 1808 nt
Organism: Dendrobium catenatum
Lineage: Eukaryota; Viridiplantae; Streptophyta; Magnoliopsida; Asparagales; Orchidaceae
Exons: 5
Coding region: 267-1295 (342 amino acids)
Source: RefSeq, a predicted model, not a curated record